UUGGCAAGAAAACUGAAGGGACUAGUCCAGGUAGUUGCAAGGAGUCAACACUGACUCGAAGGCACCAUACUUACAUACAUGCACACUAAACUGCUAAAGACCUAACAAAAGAUGAAUCUUAAUUGCUGUCUUGAGGGCAGAGAUAAAAGAAAUCGAAGCACAGCUCUCAAAUGAGUGCAUUUCAUUGGUUUGGAAUGAUGCAAGGGAAAGCUUUCUCGUACAUGCUUCAACAAUGUACCUCUGAAUGUGAAGGCAUCUGCAAAAGGUUAUAUCCUGCUCAUUUUAAUGUCUGGGCAAAUUUGUAGUGGCAGAGGUAAACUAUAGAAUGUACCUAAUAUCCAGAUUUAAAUCAAUUUACAGCUUUAAAGCAGAUACCCCUUAAAUUGUGCCUGAUUAGCAUCCACUGCAGAACUUGCAACAUAGGCAUCAUAAAAGCCUAACGUCUUCCAGUUUGCACCAAUUAAGACUAGUGGAACUUUUAUAGAAAGAUCCAUGAAGAGUGCAUUGUAAUGGUCAAAUCAUGAUGUAACGAAGAAAUGGAUAACCCUUGUCAAAUCUGACUAGCACAGAAAUGCACAAGAUAUCACUGUGCAAACAUGUUCUUUAGUGCACCUGCCACCCUGGAACUUAUGAUAACUGAAUUUAAAGAGCACUCCAGUGGCUUAAGACCUACUCUUUCACGGGGAGUGAAAUCUCAUCCAAAACAGGCUGCCCCAAAUCAUUGUCUUCUCUGAAUUGAAUUUUAACUUGUUUUCCCUAAUCCCACCCAUUAUGGAAUUUAGGUAGUGUUCAAGAGUACUAAUUGCUUCCUAGGAGAGGAGCUAUAGAGUUAGGUGUCAUCAGCAUAUUGACAGUAUCUCUUCAUGGUUCUAUACAAAUUAGAGAUUAAACUUUAUAGGGAACAAAAUAGAAUGUUAUGGAACAUAAUUUAGCAAUCAAGAUAUAAAAUAGAAAUUCCUCCAUCACUACCUUCUGGGUGCAAUCUCUCAGGGAAGCAUGAAACAGCUCUGAAAUAAUGCCUCUAAGCCUGGCACCUCCCAUGACCAUUGACCUUAGUUACCAAAGGUUCUAUGAAAAGUAUUAGCAUUGCACUCUUCUCAUGUGAUUCCCAGUACAGAUCACUCACCAAAGCAGUCUGUCCUAUAUCCCCACCUGAAAUAAUGCAAUUAUCACUUUUCCAGAAUGAUACUGUGAAGCAAUUUCAGGAUGACAGAAGAAGGUUCUGCUCCCUCUACUUCUGCUGACAAAACAGAGAGUAUCGAUGUGGAUGGAGAAGCCAAGAGACUACUCGGCUUAGGACAGAAGAAUCUGGUAAUGGGAGAUAUUCCAUCUGCUGUUAAUGCAUUUCAGGAAGCUGCUAGCCUUUUGGGCAAGAAGUAUGGUGAAACAGCAAAUGAGUGUGCUGAAGCUUUCUUUUUCUAUGGAAAAUCACUUUUGGAGUUGGCAAGAAUGGAAAAUGGGGUGCUGGGAAAUGCUUUGGAAGGAGUGCAGGUGGAAGAGGAAGAAGAAAAAACAGAAGACUCAAUGGUAGAAAGCGCUGAUAAUAUAGAUGAAGAAGCAAGGGAGGAAUUAAGAGAGCAGGUAUAUAAUGCCAUGGGGGAAAACGAAUCAAGAAAAACUUCAGAAGACUCUCUGGUAGAAACUAGAGUGCCAGUGAAAAAUAAAGAUGCAGAAAUGGAAGAAGUUAGAGAAGAAAAAGCAGCUGUGAAUAUAGAAGACAACAGUUUUGGAGAAAAAGAAUCAACAACCAAGCAAGUAGAAGGUGUGCAAGAAAAACAGGUCAGUGAAAUAACUGUUGAAGAUUCACUAGAAGAUAGUGCUGCUGCAGAAGAAAAGCCAGAAGAGAUAGCUGGUGGAAAAAAGCCAGCAGUAGCAGAAGCAGCCCAGGAAGACAUUGCACUUAAGAAAGCAUUGGUUGUAGAUAAGGCUCCUGGGGAAGAAAAACUAAUAGUAGAAGAGGCUGCAGAAGCAGCUGGGGGAGAGACUAUACAGAAACAAGCAGCUGCAGAAGAAAAAUUAGAUUUGCAAAAGGUGGAAGAGAAGGCAGAAAAGCUUGUAGUUAUGGCUGGUGAAAAGCACACAGAUGCAAAGCUAGAAAAUUCGAUAGUAGAGACAUUAGCAAAAACUUCAGGUGAGAUACUAGAAGAAAAACAGUUGGUGUCUGCUGUUGAUAAAGUAGAAUGGCAGGCAGAACAGACAGCUACAGCUAUUGUUGAAGAAACAGACAUUAUUGCUGGACAAGAAACUCUGGAUUUGAAAGAAGAAAAAUUGAAAGAACCUGUGGCUUCAGGAGAAGUGUUACCUACAGCUCCAAAUGAAAUUACUUCUGGGGAUGUUGAACAGUCAUGUGAAAUAGAAAUUGAAGAAAAAGCUGAAGCUGCUGCUAAGGUAGAAAAGGAGGAAGAAAAGGAUCACGAGAUGGGAGAGGGCGAAGAGACAGAAGGGUCAGAAGAAGAAGAUAAAACUGAAGAGGACAAAGAGAAUUAUUCUACAGCUGAAGAAAAGGAGAGUGAAGAAGAUGAAGUUGGAAACUUAGAACUGGCUUGGGAUAUGUUAGAAUUGGCAAAAGUAAUAUAUAAAAGGCAGGACACUAAAGAAGCACAGCUCCAUGCUGCUCAGGCUCAUCUAAAACUAGGAGAAGUUAGCAUUGAAUCUGAAAACUACAUGCAAGCUAUAGAAGAGUUCCAUUCCUGCUUGGCUCUUCAGCAGAAGUAUUUAGAAGCCCAUGACCGUUUGCUUGCAGAGACUCACUACCAUCUUGGGUUGGCCUAUCACUACAACAAUCAAUAUGAGGAAGCAGUGCUGCAGUUCAGUAAAUCAAUGGAAGUAAUUGACAAAAGAAUGGUUAUGUUGACUGAGCGACUAAAAGCAAAGGGAGAGGGACCAGCUGAGGAUGAAAAAGAAAUAGAGGAACUCAAGGGACUGCUUCCUGAAAUCAAAGAAAAGAUAGAGGACUCAAAAGAGUCUCAAAACAGUGCAAGUGUGACUGAACUGGCUCUCAAAGCAACUCUAGUUGGUGGAUCUUCCAGCUUUUCACAAGGAUGUGAAAGUAGUGCAACUUCAACAAUUCCAGUUGGGCACACAACUGAUGGAGCUACAGACAUCUCCCAUCUUGUUAGGAAAAAGAGGAAACCAGAGGAAGAAACUCAACAGGGAGACAAUGAAGCUAAGAAAUCUAAAUCAGAACCGGCUGUCAAUGGUGGUGGUGAUGCAGCCCCCAGAGGAAAUGAAGUUGGAGAGAAAAUGGAACAGGAGACAGGGGGAAGACCACAGGUUGAAACUGUUCAAAGUACUGUAUGAUAGUUCUUUAAUAUUGGACAUGCUCCCUCCCAAGGAUUAUGGGUUUUGUAUAUAAUGUAUUUUUUCACUUUUUGGCAACUUUUUGUAUUCAAUAAAGAUUGUACUCAAACAA
Python bivittatus (Burmese python) is the source of this 3412-nucleotide messenger RNA. Lineage: Eukaryota; Metazoa; Chordata; Lepidosauria; Squamata; Pythonidae. The record is from RefSeq and is a predicted model, not a curated record.